AUGUUAAACAUUGCCAACACCAUCAGAAGCACCCUGCUCCGUUCUAAAACCCGAAACGUCCGAACCCUGGCGGCAACAGUGAAUCCCGCCGAGCAACAGCAGGUUCAAGCCGUCCUACCCGAUAAGCUCUAUAGCUCCAUUGAAAUCGAGUAUCGUGGACACGACAAGGCCGUGCUGAAGUCCUAUACGACGUUUUUGCAGCAAGUCUGCAAACAUCUGGAAAUUCCUCAAGGCCGUCUAGAAGUGCUACCGUACAUCAGAUGGGUUCAACCGGCGCUCCGCUCGAAAUUCGUCCAUAAAAAGUACAAAUUGCACUAUGAGACGAGAACGCAUAUCACAAAGCUUGAAAUUCUCAACGUAACCGGCUCCACAGCGUCGACAUUCCUCGAGUACAUCGAGCGGAACAUUCCAGAAGGCGUCGGCAUGCGCGUCGGCUUCACCGAGCUUCAACCCCUCCCGCUGACCAUUCAAAAUUAG
Molecule: messenger RNA, 477 nt
Organism: Caenorhabditis briggsae
Lineage: Eukaryota; Metazoa; Nematoda; Chromadorea; Rhabditida; Rhabditidae
Gene: Cbr-mrps-10
Product: Protein CBR-MRPS-10
Exons: 3
Coding region: 1-477 (158 amino acids)
Cellular component (GO): mitochondrial small ribosomal subunit; mitochondrion
Source: RefSeq, a predicted model, not a curated record